AUGGAUCUCCAGACUCUCACCACUCUCGCAUCCAGGUCACUAGGGGCAAUUCUUCUCGCCUCUCUUGCCAAAGCCCUAUACUCGUUCCUUAAAACCAAGGAAAGAGGGCCAUACCCUCCAGGUCCGAAGGCCAAACCACUAAUCGGCAACGCAUUUGACUUUCCUGCCAAGGAUGGAGGACAACAUUUCGUGAAAGUGGGAAGGGAGAUUAACAGUGACCUGAUUUACCUCAGUGCGCUGGGUACCGAUAUCCUUGUUCUGAACAAACGUGAAGACGCAGAGGAGUUGCUGGAACGACGAGCUAGGGCCUACUCUGGGCGUGUCCAAAUUCCGGCGAUGCAAGCCAUGGGUUGGGAUGCUAUUAAUAUUGUGUUCAUGGACUACGGCGAUGAGUGGAGGGCACACCGAAAGGCGUGCCAGCAGCUCCUGAACCAAGACAAGACGCGAUCGUAUGAGACCGUCUAUCUCCGCCACGUCUACAAACUGCUUGGCCGGCUUCUGGACGCCCCCGAAGGCUUCCUUCAUCACAACGAGUUGUUCCCGAUCAGUAUCACGCUGGACACACUGUAUGGCUACCAGGUCAAUUCGCUCGAUGAUCCUGUCGUCAUUGCUGCCCAGAAGAGCGCUGAGGGCACCUCCCUCCUUACGCCUAGCGCUGCGUAUAUGAACAUCUUCCCAAUUCUGGGCCAUAUCCCGCCAUGGAUCCCCGGCUCGAUCGCACGGAGGAAGGCAGAGGAGUACGCGCAUUGGACACGAGAGAUGCAGAGGAUCCCCGUAGAGGAUGUGAAGCAUCGAAUGCGCGAUAAAACUGUAGUGGCGUCCACCAUCUCAGAUAUGCUCGAGAGGAAGUCCGCCGGAGAAGUUUCUCCCAAAGAGGAAAAUAUCCUCUACAACGUGGCGUACACGCUGUACGGUGCUGCUGGUGAAACGACAGUAUCAUCCACAGGGACCUUCUUCCAUAUGAUUGCCACGCACCCGGACGUUCAGAAGAAAGCUCAAGAAGAAAUAGAAAGAAUAAUAGGAACCAAACAUCUUCCCACAUUCGAAGACCGCACCUCUCUUCCCUAUGUCGAGGCAAUCUAUCGGGAGGUGAUGCGAUAUAACCCUCCCGGCCAUCUCGGAGUUCCGCAUAAGACCAUGGAGGACGACGUCCAUAAAGGAUACUUUAUUCCUAAAGGAACAGCGGUCUUUGCCAAUAUAUGGUCCAUGACACACGACGCGGAGAGGUACACAGAUCCCUACGAGUUCAAACCCGAGAGGUUCUUGGAUGAGAAUGGGCUCCUAAAUGACGAUGCAAGGGUUCUUGCCUAUGGUUUAGGGCGAAGGGCUUGUGUCGGAAAAUAUGUCGCGAGCGCUACGGUUUGGAUAAUGAUCGCCUCCGUACUUGCCUGCUUCACGAUCGGCAAGGCCAAGGACGAGCAUGCAAAUGAGAUAGAGAUUAACGAUGAAUAUGAGGAUAAUGGAGGCGGAGUACACAAGAAGCCGUUCAAGUGUUCGAUUGUCCCAAGAUCAGAGCUCGCGAGGAAGCUGAUCGAAGAGGCCGCAAAAAUAUAA
This is a messenger RNA of Cyclocybe aegerita, 1554 nucleotides long. NCBI's taxonomy places the organism in Eukaryota, Fungi, Basidiomycota, Agaricomycetes, Agaricales, Hemipholiotaceae. The record is from the annotation of a GenBank genome assembly.